Cuscuta campestris is the source of this 629-nucleotide messenger RNA. NCBI's taxonomy places the organism in Eukaryota, Viridiplantae, Streptophyta, Magnoliopsida, Solanales, Convolvulaceae. The record is from the annotation of a GenBank genome assembly.
AUCAAAAAGUUAUUUCCAUGGUUUAAAGUGGGUCGGGUGAGCGGAUAUCUGUUGGGUCGAUCAUCAUUUCCACUCUCCUCUCUCCCACGGGCCAUUGCUAUCCUACUCUGCUACCUUCGACCUUCUUCAACACGGUGCAACUAGGUUUCGGAAAGAAUGAAUUCACAAAAGGUAAAACCACUUGUAGCAUUAGAUGGUACAGCCAAAGAAGGUGGCAUUGGACCAGCCAUCGGUUUGGUUGACAUAGGCGAGAGCGAGUGUGCUUACCUUUUCCAAGUUUCUCUUCCCGGCGUUAGGGAUAAAGGUAACUUAAAAUGUGAUAUACAGAGAGAUGGCAAGGUGCACAUAGAGGGUGUGGUCACAGAGUCUCGGCUAUUGAGGGACUCGCCCACAGUGUAUCAAGUGAAUGUUCAAGAGCUUUGCCCGCCAGGACCGUUCACUUUAUCAUUCAGUUUGCCCGGACCGGUGGACCCCAGGCUGUGCUCCCCAACAUUCAGGCAAGAUGGUAUCCUGGAGGUCGUCGUAGUGAAGUUUGGGUUGCCUCGCCUGAAAGGCGAAGGAGGCUUGUCUGUGAAUUGGUCAAAUGGUUGGUUUCAUCCAUCUUCUUAACUCUCAUGAUAGGUUGUGGU